Molecule: messenger RNA, 3705 nt
Organism: Chlorocebus sabaeus (green monkey)
Lineage: Eukaryota; Metazoa; Chordata; Mammalia; Primates; Cercopithecidae
Gene: PLIN1
Product: perilipin 1
Biological process (GO): lipid metabolic process
Cellular component (GO): lipid droplet
Source: RefSeq, a predicted model, not a curated record
GGAGGAGGAUGGAGAAAGAUUGAGAUGUAGAGCCUCUGGGUUGAAAGGGACCUCUGAAUGAACUCAUCCAGACUGCUGCCAUGGAGAGGGUGCUCUACAGUAGCCCUGUCAAUGGCUGGCUGGCUUCUGCCUAGAUAAGUCUGCGUUGAAUUCAUGGAGGUAUGUUACAGUGGUAUCCAUCUUAAUGGUGUCCUGGUACCUCCCUGUGAAUCCUUUCUAACUAAUGUUUUCCACCCCAGAGCCUCCACAUUCAUGAGGGAUGCCAAAAAUUGAAGUUCUUCAUAGAUGUACAGCCCAGCACAUUCACAACUGAGCAUUGUUGCCUGAUAAUUCAUUUAUUCAACAAUGAAUGUUUGAGUGCCAUGCAUAGUUUUGGGGAUCCACUUGUGAGGAAGAUGACCUAGGUCCCUGCUCUCAUGUGGUGGAGGGGUAGAGAAAGCAGGUAGGGACGGAGAAGGAAAGAAGAUAGAACUCUAUCCCCUGCAAGCUACUGCUAGAAAACUAACACUUCUGUCUUCCCUCGGGACUCUCCUAGGCCCUUUCACCAUUUCUCACCUCUCACCCACAUUCUGCACUCCCAGCUAAAGCAGCCAAAGGACUAGUUGAUUUGGCAGAGCUUUCAGGCACAAAGCCCUAUACUCCCUCUGGCCCAAAGCCACUACUCUGAAGGCUGAAAACUGCCCUUUGGCUCAGGUUGCUGUCCAGUCACAACCUCACAGAUAAUUUGUGCUGAACCUUGAGGUGAGGGCAGAGGCCACUUCUUUAAAUACUUUGUCUUCUCUACUGCCUUACAUUUGAAAAGCCCAGGUUGGAUCAGUAAGUAUUAAAUGUAUAGCAUAUUACUCCUUUGAAGCCUCCCUGCUUGACUCCUCCCUUUCCUGCCUUCUCAUUCCCUACUUUAUUGCAUCACAGAUACGUAAUUUAUUACCAAGGAUCUUUCAUAAUUCCCCACUCCCAUCUCUUUCUUCUCUUGCCCACAGUGUGUGACUUAGAAGAGUCAACAAUACAUGUAAUUCCACCAGCAACAAAGAAAAUACGUUUUGUUUUCCUAUUGUCCAUUUUCACAAAGAGGCCCUUCUUAGUUAAUCUGAAAGCUAUGGCUUACACCAUAGUCCUCCAUCAUAUCUGAAGCCAGGAACUAGAACUUGAGUCCUGGCUAAAGAAGGGUUGAGUGGUAUUAGUUCUUGGUUGUCUGGGUGCUAUUGAUUAGUGAUAGAAUCUUAGUCAACACCGUCGCUUAUCCAGACUCAGGGGAACAAAAAUCUACUUGGCUCUCCCACUCUUCAUUCUGGUAGCAUCUUAGGCCAGGUAAAGUUCAACAAAUUUUUUUGAACUCUAAGAAGUGGAAAUUCCUCCCUCAAAGGCUAUAUUGUCAAAAACAACUCCCGGCUCUGUUGCUUCUUCACUGAGGGCAAUUUAUCUCCAUAAUCAAAGACGAAUACAUUCAGAUGAACUCUUCUGUGUGGGUUUAAAUUUUACUGUUCAACAUUCACUCUUGCUAGUAAAUAAGAAAAGAUGAGAGAAAUGGAUUGAGAACUGUCCCACAAGACCCUCUACAGAAAAGGAGGCAAAAGAUUGCAGAGGUAUAUAGAACUUUAGAGCUUUUGAGUUUAACGAUGUAUAUCCCUAUACCUUCUUUCUGGAAAACAGACUUUUGUGAAUUGAGGGCAGGAACAUUAUAGAACUGAUGCUUCAUGGCUCUGGAAUACUAAGUCCUCUGAGCCUGGAUCUCCUUCAGCUCUGCCACCUACCUCCUUGUUUGCUAAAUGUCCUUAGAGAAGUUAGGAUAUGCCCGGGGAACCCUGGGUCAGAUAACCAUGACAACUGCUGACCCUGCUUUCUCUUCCUCUCUGCCCUCCUCUAGCUGGGAGGCGUUAGUAGCAUUGCCCAAGACUCCCAGGAGUGAUAGGAAUUGUUUCUGCCUGAGGAGACGCUCUGCAGCCUGGGCUCUGUGAGACUGACGUGGCGGUCAGCUGGAGUGAGUGUUGGGGUCCUGGGGCACCUGCCUUACAUGGCUUGUUUAUGAACAUUAAAGGGAAGAAGUCGAAGCUUGAAGAGCUAGGAUGGCAGUCAACAAAGGCCCCACCUUGCUGGAUGGAGACCUCCCUGAGCAGGAGAAUGUGCUACAGCGGGUCCUGCAGCUGCCGGUGGUGAGUGGCACCUGCGAGUGCUUCCAGAAGACCUAUACCAGCACUAAGGAAGCCCACCCCCUGGUGGCCUCUGUGUGCAAUGCCUAUGAGAAGGGCGUGCAGAGCGCCAGUAACUUGGCUGCCUGGAGCAUGGAGCCGGUGGUGCGCAGGCUGUCCACCCAGUUCACAGCUGCCAAUGAGCUGGCCUGCCGAGGCUUGGACCACCUGGAGGAAAAGAUCCCAGCCCUCCAGUACCCUCCUGAAAAGAUUGCUUCUGAGCUGAAGGACACCAUCUCCACCCGUCUCCGCAGUGCCAGAAACAGCAUCAGCAUUCCCAUCGCGAGCACUUCAGACAAGGUCCUGGGGGCCGCUUUGGCUGGGUGCGAGCUUGCCUGGGGAGUGGCCAGAGACACUGCGGAAUUUGCUGCCAACACUCGAGCUGGCCGACUGGCUUCUGGAGGAGCCGACUUGGCCUUGGGCAGCAUUGAGAAGGUGGUGGAGUACCUCCUCCCUCCAGACAAGGAAGAGUCAGCCCCUGCUCCUGGACACCAGCAAGCCCAGAAGUCUCCCAAGGCCAAGCCAAGCCUCAUGAGCAGGGUUGGGGCUCUGACCAACACCCUCUCUCGACACACCAUGCAGACCAUGGCCCGGGCCCUGGAGCAGGGCCACACCCUGGCCAUGUGGAUCCCAGGAGUGGCGCCCCUGAGCAGCCUGGCCCAGUGGGGUGCCUCAGUGGCCAUGCAGGCGGUGUCCCGGCGGAGGAGUGAAGUGCGGGUGCCCUGGUUGCACAGCCUCGCAGCCGCCCAGGAGGAGGAUCAUGAGGACCAGACAGACACGGAGGGAGAGGACAUGGAGGAGGAGGAAGAAUUGGAGACUGAAGAGAACAAGUUCAGUGAGGUAGCAGCCCUGCCAGGCCCUCAAGGGCUCCUGGGCGGUGUGGCACAUAACCUGCAGAAGGCCCUCCAGACCACCAUCUCGGCUGUGACAUGGGCACCUGCAGCUGUGCUGGGCAUGGCAGGGAGGGUGCUGCACCUCACACCAGCCCCUGCUGUCUCCUCGACCAAGGGGAGGGCCAUGUCUCUAUCAGAUGCCCUGAAGGGCGUUACUGACAAUGUGGUGGACACGGUGGUGCAUUACGUGCCGCUCCCCAGGCUGUCGCUGAUGGAGCCCGAGAGCGAAUUCCGGGACAUCGACAACCCGCCCGCCGAGGUCGAGCGCCGGGAGGCGGAGCGCAGGGCGUCAGGGGCGCCAUCCGCUGGCCCGGAGCCCGCCCCGCGCGCCGCACAGCCCCGCCGCAGCCUGCGGAGCGCGCAGAGCCCCGGCGCGCCCCCCGGCCCGGGCCUGGAGGACAAGGUCGCCACGCCCGCAGCGCCGCGCCCGGCCUUCGCGGCCGUGCCCCGCGAGAAGCCGAAGCGCAGGGUCAGCGACAGCUUCUUCCGGCCCAGCGUCAUGGAGCCCAUCCUGGGCCGCGCGCAGUACAGCCAGCUGCGCAAGAAGAGCUGAGUCGCCGCAUCCGUCGCCGCACCCCGGGCGGGCGGGUUUCUCUAACAAAUAAACAGAACCCGCACAGCCCAGG